Passer domesticus (house sparrow) is the source of this 975-nucleotide messenger RNA. It is a transcript of the gene MND1, whose product is annotated as meiotic nuclear divisions 1. Gene Ontology annotation, cellular component: nucleus. The record is from RefSeq and is a predicted model, not a curated record. Gene Ontology annotation, molecular function: double-stranded DNA binding. The transcript has 8 exons. Gene Ontology annotation, biological process: reciprocal meiotic recombination. Lineage: Eukaryota; Metazoa; Chordata; Aves; Passeriformes; Passeridae. Bases 221 to 838 code for a protein of 205 amino acids.
UCCCUUCGCGGUUUGUUCCUGCUGCUGCUGGCGGUGUCCGGGCUCUUGGAGAAGGCCGGAGGUGGAAGUUAAAUAAUCCGUCUGCUUUCUGUUCGUGCUCCUGCUUGAAUGUAGGAGCUCCAGAUUCUCAUCCUGCAAUAUAGUGACAUCGCAGGAGACAGCAGUGCUGAUCUGGGGUAUCACUGGCUAAAAGAGGAGAGAAGGAACCUAAAAAAUAGUAAUGUCCAAGAAAAAAGGACUGAGUUUUGAAGAGAAGAGGGCCCGCAUGAUGGAGAUUUUUUUUGAAACAAAAGAUGUCUUCCAGUUGAAGGAUCUAGAGAAGAUUGCUCCAAAAGAAAAAGGGAUUACCUCGAUGUCAGUGAAAGAGAUUCUGCAGAGCCUUGUUGAUGAUGGCAUGGUGGAUACUGAUAGAAUUGGAACUUCUAAUUAUUUCUGGGCUUUUCCAAGUAAAGCUCUUCAUGCCAGGAAGCGUAAAUUGGAGGAGUUGGAGUCUCAGUUUGCUGAAAGCAGUCAGAAAAAAGAGGCUUUAGAAAAAAGCAUUGAGAAAUCAAAAAUUGGACGUGAAGAUACUGCGGAUCGUGCAGCUCUGCUGAAGGAACUUGCUGCCCUUCGGCAGAAAAAAGAGCAGCUAAAGACAGAAAUAGACAAAUACAGGGAAUGUGAUCCAGACGUGGUUGAAGAGAUGCGCCAAACAAACCAAGUGGCCAAGGAGGCAGCCAACAGAUGGACUGAUAACAUCUUUUCAAUAAAGUCCUGGGCCAAGCGUAAAUUUGGAUUUGAAGAGAGCAGAAUAGAUAAAGGUUUUGGAAUCCCAGAAGAUUUGGAUUACAUUGAUUAGUGUUCAGUUGAUGGCUGACACAGUUGUAUAUAGUUUGUUAUAUAUUCAUACCUGCCAUUAAAAUGUGAAUCCUCUCCAAAAAGAUGACCACCCUUUAAUUUGCUGGUUCUGUUAAAGUUAAUAAAAUACUAAAAAUA